Messenger RNA from Polypterus senegalus (gray bichir), 3730 nucleotides. RefSeq names its product Ras association domain family member 9 (gene rassf9). The record is from RefSeq and is a predicted model, not a curated record. Lineage: Eukaryota; Metazoa; Chordata; Cladistia; Polypteriformes; Polypteridae. The transcript is spliced from 2 exons. Bases 119 to 1396 code for a protein of 425 amino acids. Gene Ontology annotation, biological process: signal transduction.
UUUAACUUCACUUGUACAAACUUCAGGAAGACCAGAAGAAGCUGUGAACGAAAAAUGUAGAUUCUUUUGCAUUGUUGGACUUUUUCCUAUAAAAAACGGCUGUUCCAGUGAAAUUGCUAUGGCUCCUUUUGGAAAGAAUUUCCUAAAAUCCCGCCUGAAAAAUAGGACUGCUAAGAAAGAAGUAGAAUCUGUUGGAAAAGAAAUUCAAGUAUGGGUUUCCCAGGAAGAAAAAGUUGUUUCUGGUUUAACAAGAUACACCACUUGUGCCGACGUUAUCAAUGCCUUGUUGGAGGACCAAAAGGCUUUAAGUGGAGACAAAAGAGUUUCAUUUGGAGACUCAAAGCAAUAUUGCCUUAUAGAGAGAUGGCGUGGAUUUGAAAGAGCUUUGCCCCCAUUAACAAGAAUGACAAAAUUGUUGAGGACCUGGGGGCAAGAAAAAACAUUUGUUCAGUUUGUCUUGGUCAAAACAGAUGCUUAUGUUCGAAAUGCUGCUUGGAUGUCAUCAGAGACUAAUCUAACUGCCGUCAAGGAAAAAAGGUGGGACCAAGGUCCUGCUCAAUACAUGAAGUCGUUGCCAGUACACAAGCAGAAAAAGAUGGUCAGAAAGGCAUUUCGAAAACUAGAAAAGAUGAAACAUGAACCAGUGCAGCAAGACAAAAACAAUAUGGAAAGUCUAAUUCAACUGGUAAUAUCACAAGAUCUCACCAUAAGACAACAGAUACGUAAAAUGCGCGAAAUUGAUAUUGCGAUUGAAAAGAAUGAGCUGGAAGUAUGCAUGGGAUGGACAGAGUCGGCAGAAGAAAACACUGAUAAAGAAGCUUGUUACAGUGAACAACCUUGUGACUAUCAAUUACAGGAGUACAUUUACACCAACGAUGGUGUUUUGCAACUAGAGGAGGAACUGGAACAGCAUAAGCAGCUUAUUCAAGUUUUAACAAACGAAAUCGAAGAAGAGAUUAAGAGUAUUUGUUUGAAGGAUGUUGAUGACACAGAAAAGGCUGCAGAGAAUUCUGAGUGGGAAUAUAAGGACGAUACAAGUGUAGAAGGUCUUAAAGAUGAACUGGAGGACAGCAUGAAAAAGGGACUAGCCAUCCAUAUGAACUUGCUGGAAAUACAAAAGCAGCUUCAGUACAAUGAAGUGAUUAUGCAGAGCAAGAUGCGAGAGUGUGAACUUUUAGCUGGGCAGCUUAGCACACUGCAUAUUGCAGAUAAUGUGGACCACCUCUGUUCUUUAAGCUUUAAAGACAUCAAAAAGGGAAGCAUUGGACAAAUCAGACUUCCCAAAACAAUGUCUAAAACAGAUGUUAACGAUACAGACUCAGACACUGGCAUCAGUUCUACACAUAGCCAAGACUCAUUAUCUCCUUGUUUGGAGAUCUCUGCACCACCCAUAUAAGUUUAGAGACAUGUAAACUUCUUAAUUUAAUUAAAAUUUAUUUUUGUAUUCUUUUUCUACUUACAUUCAGUGUCAGAUACCUUUCAUAAUUUGAUUUUUUCAUAAACAUUAAAUAUUUACUUUUGAAAUAUAAAUUUGUAUAAAUGAAAAUUUGCUCUCACUAUAGAUGUUAUUGACAUUUGUAGUCUUCAGUGACAGUUUAUCAUCCUAGAGAUUUUUCUAUCAAACCAGUGUUACUAAAAGAUGACCAGUGAGGAAGCUGGCUUUUAUUUUUACUUCAACUAAGUUCUUGCUUAAUGGCUGUGUAUUGAUUUUUCAAAUGUAUAUGCUACUGUAUAUUGCAGCUGUGGUAAGGAAACUUCAUAAAUUAUGUGUAACAUUCAACUGGUGCUCAGAGAAGAACUCAUGCAGAUGCAGAGAGAGCUGCAAAGAUAGACUGGAACUUAAACCAAGUUUUCCUGAAGCUGUGAGACAGCAACACUAGCUGUUGUGCAAAUGAGCCAUGCUGUGAUGAUAUAGUUUUCCCCAAAUAAUGUUUCUUAUUUGUUUGACAGAAAUAUUUUACUAAGCUUUCGUAUCCAUAUAAUUUUGCACAUUAAGAUUCCACCAGUGUUAAACUUUGUAUUAAACAAUGCUGCCACCUAAAAAUAAUUAGCAAUUUGAGCGAUCGUCAGCAUGUUUUUUAAAUGUCGAAUGAGAUAAAACAUAACCUAAGAAAAUGAAAAAAGUAUGGUUGCCAGCUAUUUUUUAAUCAGAAAUUGAAGAACAUAUGUUCGAUUCUCAAUAUUAAAACACAUCACAGCAUUUCAAAACCUCAGGUGAGAGACAAAAAGCGUCUCAAUGGUAGCACAACUUGACAAAACAGUGUUAGUGCACGAAAAUCUGUCACAGGGCUCAUUCACGCACACAUGGAUAAUUUAGAAAACCUACUCAGACUUGGUGAGAACAUGCAAUUUCUAUACAGACAACCACAGAGCACAGGAUUUAUAAUCAUUGAGACAGCAGCACCAGCCGCUGUACCAGCACGCCACCCUGUUUGGGGACAUGAUUUCCUUAUUACUUUCUAAUCAUAAAAAAUAGCCAGUAGGUUUUAUUUCAAUUUUUUAUUGCUACUACUAUAAAAGUUGUACUACCCCAAGCUGUUGCCAUUGUGAUUACCCUUCAUAUUGUCAACAUAAAAACUUUGCUCCAUAAUCUGUGGUUCAGUGCUAUGAAAGUACCACCAGAUCCAAAAAUAUCAAUCUGUCCCAUAUGAUCUGUAUAUAGUAUGCAGUGGACAGUGUAAAAGUGUACAUAUAUAUAACACACACGCACACGGUAAAAAGUCAGCAGUGAUCAGGAAAAAAAAUAUUUUACCUGAAGAAAAACCUCUUUUGGGACCCUAGUCUUUACAAAAAUAAGUUAUUGGACAGAAGACCCAAACCUACUACCCCAAAUGCAGUUUGGGCAUUUUCAUUCCACAAAAGCAAAACUGUCAAAGCAAAUAAGCAAGACUUUGGCCAUUACUCAUAAAAGUGUGCAAUGUAAUGGCACAUCCUAGCAAGAAAACAACCAAAAUGUAAAAGAAAUGGCAAGCAUACCUAUAAUGAUCAAUAAAAUGCAAUGGGCUUUAUAGCAGUUGCAGAAGUGGGUUAUGCUAACAUAAGGUUCAAAAACAUGUAAAUGCUAAUCUUGGCAGGGCUUCCUCUGCGUAUCAGCUCAGAUUUUAGAGGAGCCUGCAACUAAAGGUUCAGAAUCUAAUUUUAUAUAACCACAAAUUAUACAAUAGCCUGCAUCGUGUGAACUUAGAGAUUAUGCUCUGAUGUAAAGUAAAGUAAAGUUUAACAUGGUAAAGGAGAACCAGACAUCUUUAACUGCAUCAAAGUACCAUUGUUUUAAAUAGCAGGGAACCAUUGUAGGAAAGCAGCAAAAAGCAGUAAUCUAGAAAAAAUGUGCAUCAUUUAACAAAACAAUAAGUAAAUGUAUAUGUAGACUUGUAUUGCACAAUUUGAUAAGGUCUGUACUCUAUGCUCCAUUAAACACUGUACUGUAGUAUUAUUGCGAAAAUGUUUUUUAAAAGGUUCAUUUGCUUGUGUUGACUUAGUGUGAUUGACUAAUAUUUUUUUUUCUUUUCUGAUUGUUCACAUGCCCAUAUUCUUUUGUUAACAUUUUGUGUACAAACUGCUAUCCAGAACGUGUAAUUGCAUUUAGAAGGUACAUUGCCACUCUGUAAUUAUAAUGUAUCAAAAAUGUGGUAACUUUUUUCUGUUGACACCUCUUAUGUUUUAAAUGUUGCAAACCUGUAAUACUGAUGUUAAUUAAUAAAGAUAAGGUGAAAUCGUGUUAUCAUUUUGA